AUGGACAAGUCCCGUACGCCCAAGCGUAAACGUCGCUGCAUGGACUCGUCCACACCUCGUCUUAAUCAUAAAAAAAGGUCUCGCUCUGUCUCUCAUCGUGCUCGUAACUCGGAAUCACAUGACGUUGCAUCACAAAUUGUAUGGAAAGAGUCACCUGUGGACAAACAAAUUAAAGUCUCAGGAACCGGAAAAAUGGCUGUUCGAAGAGAAAUGCAGGGGUUUGUAGGAAGAUUAGCACGUGCUAGUCAACAAUCACCUUCCUAUACGAGUGAUGAGGACAUUAAACCCGUAGAACGGGGUCGUUUACGACGCAAGACGGAAGAAGAGACAGCUGGUUCGGUAUUCAGUAUACCGGUAAAUGGAGCAAAAAGCACUUUUGAUGACCAGAAAACGCUUGAUACGGCUACAAGAAGAUGCUCAAGUGAGAGAAGAGUGUCACAGGAUGAACUAAUUAAUGUCUUGGAUCAAAUGGAGCAGAAAUAUGGCAGUUCAGAAAUGAUGGAGCCAGUAUCAAGCUCAAAAAUCCUAUUUCUGGACCAAAAACGUCAAUUUUCUAGACAUUAUCAACCUCCACCUGCAGCUAUUACUGGCUCUACGGAGGAAAUGAAUUUGACAUCAAUAUCAGCUCCCAGUUCUUCCGUUUCAAGUGAGAUGCAGUCUCUACGGACACUGGAGACAGACAAGACUCAAGAAGUGAUGAAAAAUCAAGAGAUUGUCGAAUCUCUAGAGGAGGAAACGAUGAAGGCGCCGGUGGUAGAGGCAGAUGUCUUUGACGACCUGACGGACGAAUCGUGGGCCUUGCUCGACCAACUUCAGAGUCAACGGGUGCCAGUUGAAGUCACUCAACCAUCGCAAACGGAGGUUGCGACUGUGCAAAAUUUUGCAUUGACUCCACGACCCAUGCCGUCAACUGGACAUAACGAGCUGAAAAAACCUCCAGUGAUGCCGUCGUCAAACAUCUCAGCUACAGUGGUGCGACCAAUGCAUGACGCCGGAGCGGCUCAAUCGCUCGAGAGCUACAAGCGCUUUUUGGUCUUAGAAGUUGACCGCAUUGAUGUUAACCGCUCGCUCCUUUUGCGUCUGUUAGAUGACCAAGAUGUGCAAUUGGAGGCUAUGCUGAGCGACGAUUGGUAUGAUGUGCUUGUGGAAGCUGGCGACACUAUCAAUAUCGUGUUUACUGAACAGGACAGGGAUGGAUAUUUCUCGCAAGAUGGACACGACAGACAUGUGGAUCGACAGCCGUUGCGCAUACGGGUGGAUAACACGCACAACAUUGUGGUUGUUCAUCCGGAUAUUCUGGUAUCUCCUACUAGGGUAACAACAAGCUUCAGAUGUUUGCGUCGGGCUGUCCUUCAGGAAAUGUUAGCUGUCAGUCGUCCGACUAAUGAGAACGCUUUUCUUGGUACACUAAAACAUGAUCUAUUCGAGCAUGCACUUCUAAAUGGCUUGUCUAGCGCUGAGUGGCUACUUAAAGAAGCCAAGCGGAUCGUAAAUUCUAACAUUUUAGGUCUUGUGGAAUGCGGAUUGAACGAGGAAAAAGCGUUGUUGGAGCUACAAAAGGUGAUUAAUGAUUUUCGGUCGUGGAUUAGUGGGGCAAUGGCUGGGGCCGGGACGCUUCUGAACGAAACGGCUCCCUUAAAUGGAUCCAAGGUGUGCGUGAGCCGCGUUUUAGCAACGGAAGAAAUGAUGUGGUCCAUUAAAUGGGGCUUAAAAGGUGCCACGGAUGCCUCUGUUGAAGGAACCAUUGCUGACUUGCGGAUUAAGAGUAGUGAGUAUGCAGAAACCAGAGUUUUGCCUCUCGAGCUUAAAACCGGAAGCAAAAAGUUUGCUGGCUCCGAGCAUCAGGGUCAAGUGAUCCUGUACACACUACUGUUGAAUGAACGCUACCGGCAACGGUGCCAGGAGGGGUUACUCAUUUACGUUUCGCCCAUCGAGACGAACCGCAUCACAGCCAUGGCGACACAUGUUCGUGGUCUGAUCAUGGCCCGUAAUAAUUUUGCCAGUGCUAUUGCGAGAGUGAAAGCAAUCGGUAGCCUUACGUCUGCUCAGGCAUUUCCACCGAUGAUUCGGAAACGCGCGGAGUGUGAGCGCUGCUUUCAAGUAGAUGAGUGUGUGUUGCAUCACGCGGCGACAGAAAAUGGCACUGAAGAAUCGAGUGGUCUUGACGAGCUAUUUACUUUAAAAACGAAACAUCUUGGUGAAGCGGACUACAGUUAUUUCAAGCAUUGGAGUCGACUCAUUGAUCUGGAACAGCAGCAUGCUGAAAAGAAUCUCCGAGCACUCUGGCUCCAGGUCGGAUUGAAACGAGAGUUGGCACAAGAGAGCAGCACUUGCUUAGCACAUCUCAAAUUGGUAUCUGACACACCAGCACUAUCAGAGUCUGGAGCAAAACGAACACUGCGCUUUGUUCGUGACCGCCGAAAAAGAAAAGAUAUUAAUCUGGGAAGCGGAAGUGAAUCAAAGUUGCAACCAACCUCGUUUGCAGAAGUGCGUUUUCGAGUGAAUGAACGUGUUAUUUUGUCAGCAGAAUCGCUGGACGGAAAGAGUUUGCUGGUACAUGUGUCUCGUGCUACUGUUUGCAAGAUUGAACAUGGACUCGUUACGAUAGAGGCACGCCAAUGCAUACCGUCGAUUGUGGUAAGCGGGCAAUCUGCCGUUGGUAAAGAGUAUACGUGGCGAUUGGAUAAAGACGCAAUUAUGAGCGGCUUACGACGCGCGAAGGAAAAUCUCGUGCGAUUAUUUAUUGGACCUCCGCCCGAGAUCAUUUCAGCUGGCACGGCACUGAUGAGGCGACCAGAAUUACAGGUACGCAUGGCCUCAAUGGUUUCUAUAGGAGAUAAUGGCGACGGUGAUACACGAGGCGUUGGAGAUGCGCGAAGACGAAACUUGAUCGUGCACUUAGCUCGUCCGCAGUUCACUACUUGUCGGUUGACAGAUCUGGUAACACAGCGGUGUCAGGAUUGCGCUAUCGAUGACCAUGAUGGUAGGGUGGCAGCGCUUGGUCAGGUCUUGUUGGAUGCAUAUUUCGAAUUGAAUAUCGAUCAGCAGCGGGCUGUCCAGCGUGUGCUAAGCUCUCUCGAUUACGCUUUGGUUCUAGGAAUGCCGGGGACAGGUAAAACCGCGACAAUCGCUUUUACUGUGCGGGUGCUACUUUUUCUCGGGUUUUCUGUUCUAGUAACGAGCUAUACGCACUCGGCUGUAGACAAUCUGCUGUUGAAGCUGCUUGCGUGCAAGGUACCCAUGCUUCGUAUUGGUAAUCCCGCUCAAGUGCAUUCCCGAAUUGCGGACUUCACGCUCGAUCGACAAGCUGAGCGAGAGGGCAUUUCAAGUGUGCAGGCUAUGGAGGAUAAACUGAUUUAUGCUCAGCUCGUGGGAUGCACAUGCCUGAGUGUGAAUAGCCACGUGCUGUUCACAAAGCGCCGAUUCGAUUACUGCAUUGUUGACGAGGCCACCCAAAUUACGCAGCCCAUUGUCUUGAGUGCUUUGCGCUGCGCUGAUACAUUUGUACUGGUGGGGGACCAUUACCAGCUCCCACCGUUGGUGGCAAACGCUCAGGCUCGUAAAGAAGGCAUGGAUGUGAGCUUAUUUCGACGGUUAGCGGAAGCUCAUCCCGAAGCGACUCAGCAACUGUCGUACCAGUACCGAAUGAACAGAGAUAUCAUGCUGUUGGCGAAUCGGUUAGUGUACGACAAUAAGCUGAAAUGUGGUUCAUUUCAAGUCGCAUCGAACCAUCUCGACAUCAGAUGGCAGCGGCAAGAUAGCCUCGAGCAAAACCUAAUGUGGCCCAUUCGCAUGCUGACGAAAAAACAAGGCGUCGUGUUCUUGGAUACCGACACGAUGGGUGUGAUAGUAGAGAGCUCCAAGGUUGCACAAAUGAGUAUCAAUGGUCGUCGACGGAUGGAAAACGUUGUAGAAGCGCAGGUGAUUGCUGGAUUCGUGGAGCUCUUAGUAUUGGGGUCGGUUCCAGCCGAGGAGAUCGCAGUUAUCUCUCCAUUUCGCUCUCAGGUAGCGUUGAUUCGGCAGCAUCUGACUGCCGUUGCUGCAUUCCGCCGCGCUGGUGUAUCUGACUGGCAUCACUCGGUCGAAGUGAGCACCAUCGACAAGUACCAAGGCAAGGAUAAGGACGUGAUUUUAGUGUCAUUCGUUCGAUGCAACGAGGAGAAACAUGUGGGUGAACUGCUUACAGAUUGGCGUCGCAUCAACGUUGCAGUCACUCGUGCCAAGCAAAAGCUGCUUCUAGUAGGGUCCGAAUCAACUCUCAGUGGCGGCAGUGCUCUCUUCCAUGUGCUCGCUGAUAUUACUCAGCAACAAGAAUGGGGAUACAAGCUGCCGCGUGAUGCUGUUGAAACGCUUCGUCACUUAGCAGGGAGUGUAGCGGCUCCCAUCGAACCUGAUCCAGAGCAAGGUGCAAUGUCUGGAUCACGCAUGCGUUCGACAAUUGAUACGGUAAAAGUGUCGAUUCUUCAGCGCUCUACAAGCAGCAGCAAUGGUGAUAUCGAAUCACUCGUGUCAGACGUGUCAGCCAUUCCCUUGCGUCCCCAUCAAAGACCUCGUUCACCACAAUGGAAGCCCAUUUCACGCGACAUUUUUGGCGACAUGUGA
Peronospora farinosa is the source of this 4602-nucleotide messenger RNA. The record is from the annotation of a GenBank genome assembly. Lineage: Eukaryota; Oomycota; Peronosporomycetes; Peronosporales; Peronosporaceae.